Rotaria sp. Silwood1 is the source of this 366-nucleotide messenger RNA. Lineage: Eukaryota; Metazoa; Rotifera; Eurotatoria; Philodinida; Philodinidae. The record is from the annotation of a GenBank genome assembly.
AUGAUAAAAACAAUUACUAUUGGCCUUUUCUUUCUCAGUAUACUAAUUGUUAAUGGAAAAAUUACAAAUGAACAAUUAAAUUCAAUUAAUACAGCAUUAACAACAAUUAAUCAACUUGAAAAUCAAUGUACAACAUCAUCUGAUUGCUUAACAGAACCAAUCGGUGCUCGUGCGUGUGGUGGUCCAAAUGGUUAUAUUGUUUAUUCAAGAAUAAGUUCCUACGUUGAAUACAUUCUUUCAUUGGCUAAACUAACAACUAUACUUGAACGUCAAUAUAAUGAAGAAAAUUCCAUAAUAUCAAUCUGUAUCUUAGCUAAAAAACCAAUAGCUGUUUGUGAUAAAAAUCAUAUGUGUGUUGCUCAAUGA